Messenger RNA from Hippocampus zosterae (dwarf seahorse), 923 nucleotides. It is a transcript of the gene eef1akmt2, whose product is annotated as EEF1A lysine methyltransferase 2. The record is from RefSeq and is a predicted model, not a curated record. Gene Ontology annotation, biological process: peptidyl-lysine monomethylation; peptidyl-lysine dimethylation. Bases 70 to 765 code for a protein of 231 amino acids. The transcript has 6 exons. Gene Ontology annotation, molecular function: protein-lysine N-methyltransferase activity. Lineage: Eukaryota; Metazoa; Chordata; Actinopteri; Syngnathiformes; Syngnathidae. Gene Ontology annotation, cellular component: cytoplasm.
GGGCGCUUCAAUAGGCCGCGUUGCCUCAUGGGAGAUGUAGUCGUCUUCUUUCGCUGUUGAGCAAACAACAUGGAAUCCGCCGUAAGAAGCACGAGUGGUUGCGACUCAGAACAGGACAGCGACUCGGAGAAUGACUUUGAAACUUCACAGUUAGGAACGAAGGAAUAUUGGGAAGAUGCAUACCAAAAAGAGUUGGAAACAUUCAAAGACAUUGGGGACGUUGGUGAGAUAUGGUUUGGUGAGGAAAGCAUGAACCGUGUGCUAAGAUGGAUGGACAAUGCUAAAAUUCCGGAAGACGCUGCCAUUUUGGACAUUGGCACAGGAAAUGGAGCCUUUUUAGUUGAGAUGGCUAAACAUGGAUACAAGAAUUUAACGGGAAUCGAUUAUUCGCCGGCCUCCGUGGAAUUGGCAAGAAGUGUUCUCCAGGCAGAGGGCUUGACGCAUGUCGAUGUGAAGGAGGUGGACUUCUGCCAAGGUGGACUCGAGGGUUACGACCUGUGCGUCGAUAAAGGGACUUUUGACGCCAUCAGCCUGAAUCCUGACAAUACUGGUGGGGUGAAAAGACUUUACGUGCAAGCUUUAAAAGCCUCCCUGAAGGAUCAAGGCCUCUUCUCGAUUACGUCUUGCAACUGGACAAAAGAGCAGCUGCUUGAGCGAUUCAAAGAAGGAUUUGAAUUUGUACAGGAGUUACCCACGCCCACUUUCCAGUUUGGAGGCAAGAAGGGAAACAGCGUGACUGCAUUGAUAUUCAAACGAAUACGGUGACGCAAGCGACAGUGGUUUUUGGACAUUGCUUUUGUAUCUAUAUGUGCUUUUUUUUUUUUUAAGGACCCUCUUUAUUAUGCUUUUCAUCGAAUAGGAAGAACACUUUCUGGUUUAGUUUGCUUUCAUUACAUUAAAAAAAAAAACGGGAAAUGACACGA